Molecule: messenger RNA, 3078 nt
Organism: Pogona vitticeps (central bearded dragon)
Lineage: Eukaryota; Metazoa; Chordata; Lepidosauria; Squamata; Agamidae
Source: RefSeq, a predicted model, not a curated record
AGAUGGAAUGCAUUGAUGAGGGGCUGCUACAGUUCUGUGCAAACAAACUGAAACUGUUACAUCUUCAUGAGUCAGUCAUCAGUCUAAAUUCUGUGGCUAUGCCAUCUGAAACUGUACCAUCUGAUAAUGACUUGGCUAAACUACUCAGAUUAGAAGAAAAAGAGUUUACUAGGCUACAGAUGUUAUUGGAGAACUACAAGCAGUUGAAUACCCAGACUUCUGUUCACUUUGCGGAGGAUAAAGAUGGCAAACUACCUGUGAAAACCUUCUUGGAGUAUUUGGAUUAUGAGAAGGAUGUGAUUCAUGUGAAGAAGUUGGAAGAGAAGGAAUAUGUGGCUUUAGGAAGCUUUUUUUUCUGGAAAUGUUUACAUGGAGAAAGUUCAACAGAAGAAAUGUGUGAGACACUCAUGUCUGCAGGCUUUAGCCCCCAGCUAUUAUUGUCCCUGGUUCUCAGUGUAUGGCUUGCUAAGGAAAAAGAUAUGCUACAUAGAACACAAUCCGUUUGUUGCCUUCAUGCAGCGCUGUCCCUUCUUAGCAAAAUGACAGUUGCUAUAGAUGAGUCCUGGGAUUCUCAGUCAGUCUCCCCCUGGUGGCAACAAAUGCGCACUGCCUGUAUUCAGUCUGAAAAUAAUGGUGCAGCCUUUUUAUCUGCCCAUGUUGGGCAUUCUGUCACAGCACAGAUCACCGAUAGCAUAGCAGAGAAAAAGUUUUCCCAUAUAACUAUAGGUGCUGAUACAGAUCCUUGGGAAGCCCUUUCGCUCGAUACGGAAUACUGGAAACUUCUGCUGAAACAGCUGGAGGAUUGCCUAAUACUUCAGACACUCCUGCUCAGUAAAGUGAGCAAGAAGGCAAGCCAAGUCUCCUCUCUGCAGACUGAGCCACUCGGCAGACUCUCUGUCAAGAAGCUGCUUGAGGGAGGAAAAGGAGGCAUUGCUGACAGUGUAGCAAAAUGGGUGUUUAAACAAGACCUCAGCUUGGCAUUACUCAGACUGGCACAGAAGAGAGAAGAGUCUGAAAGCGAAGAGGAAAUGCAGCAGACAGAGAGUCAUUUUCUAGCGGAAAGUGUAGAAGACCAGCCUGGCUUUGAAACGGUACUAGAAUUACUGCGUUUAGCAUAUCAGCAGUUCCCUUGUAGCCUGGAGAUGGAUGUACUCCAUGCACAUUGCUGUUGGGAGUAUGUUGUGCAGUGGAACAAAGACCCAGAGGAAGCCCGUUUUCUCAUCAGAUCUAUAGAACAUCUCCGAUGUAUCACCAGUGCUCAUGUUCAGCAUGGUAUUGCUCUAAUGAUGUGGAACACAUUCAUCGUAAAAAGGCUUUCUGCAGCUACUUACUUAAUGGACAAGGUGGGAAAAGCACCAAAGGACAGAUUAUGCAGAAGGGAUGUAGGAAUGAGUGACACUGCAAUGACCUCUUUUCUUGGCUCUUGCUCAGAUCUUCUUCAGACCCUGAUGGAGGCUGAUAUACGGAGCGAUGAAAUGCAGCUUCCUGUGCUGGACACAGAAGAUGCUUGGGUGUCUGUGGAAGGUCAGACCUCAUUAGUGGAGCUGGCUCUUGAACAGAAGCACAUCCAUUACCCCCUUGUGGAACACCAGUCUGUGCUCUGCAUGCUCCUAUACACGAUAAUGAAGUUUUCCUUGAAGAGCGUGAAGCCCCUUUCUCUCUUUGAUAGUAAGGGUAAAAAUGCCUUUUUCAAAGACCUGACUUCAAUUCAGUUGCUUCCUAGUGGUGAUGUAGAUCCAGCUCUGCUCUCUGUCCGGCACCAGUUCUUAACGAAACUAGUGAGCGCCUUGGUGCAAGCCCAAGCAUCUUCCCAGAAGACAAAGGACAAUCCAGAAGAGACCUUGAAUGUGUCGGUGAAGGAUCGAGAUUGGCCAGCCCUGGUUUUAGACUUGGCUCAGCACCUUCAGGUCAAUGAGGAUGUGAUCCAACGGCACUAUGUGUGUGAGCUGUACAAUUAUGGCCUGGAUCAACUGGGAGAAGAGGCCAUUCUUCAGGUCCACGACAAAGAGGUCCUUGCAUCUCAGCUCUUAGUGCUGACAGGACAGAGGCUAGCCUAUGCCCUACUGCACACCCAGACAAAGGAAGGCAUGGAGCUACUGGCCAGGCUACCUCCAACCCUCUGCACGUGGCUUAAAGCGAUGGACCCCCAGGAUCUUAAAAAUGUGGAUGUGCCAAUUACCACAACUGCAAAAUUAGUGGAUAAAGUGAUAGAACAUUUGCCAGAAAACCAUGGGCAGUACAGUGUUGCCUUGAACCUGAUUGAAGCAGUGGAAGCAAUGUCAUGAUGGCAACAUCACUAAUUCUGCCAAAAGCUUCCAACAGUUCUCUAGUGUUAGUUACAUGCAUGACACUUCAACAGACAAAAAACAGAACUAGCAACACAAAACAGUACUGAGUGCCACUGGUAAAGUAACAACAUAAGAUUUUUAGGACAUGGCAUUGAUGUGAAAUUCUACCUUACUGUGGUAGGGAAUACCAGCAGUGACACCUUUGUAUAUUAUGUCUAUAAUCCUAAAUAUUUAUUUCCAGCUCCAAGCACUUGUGCAGUAGUUUAGGUUUUAAGAACGGUAUUUAUGCUGUUCAAAUUAAUAUGUUGAGAACUCUUUAUAUGCUAAAAGGUAGACUGCUGCUUUUCUACACGUGGACGAAAGGAAUUUAAUCAGAAGUUGAGAAAGCAGAGCUGCUACACAUUUGUUUGCUUGGGGAAGCGUCUCAUCUUCAAAGUAAUACAGUAGCUUCAUUUAGCAAGAGCUACUGGCAAGACACAUCAUUGACAGAUGACUUGGUCCAGUUUCCUUGGGAAAACAGCAACUUAACAUUUUGAAGGAUGUAUCAAUAUAGGAACCAGAAAUAUUUCCUCUUGAAUAUUUUGACAAGCUAUGGAAAAUAAAAUCAGGAAUCCAAUUUAAGCAAAUCACGUUAUAUAGAAAUACUAAGUUUUUUUUGUAACAGCUACCACCAUUGUACAGUCUGUUGUAAAGAUGUUAUAAAUUGUGUCAGCUAUUAGGUUCCCUCUGUUUUCUGCUUUCCAUAUAUAGCUAUUGAUGAUACAAAGUAUUAAAACUAAACUUGACAUUC